Molecule: messenger RNA, 970 nt
Organism: Impatiens glandulifera
Lineage: Eukaryota; Viridiplantae; Streptophyta; Magnoliopsida; Ericales; Balsaminaceae
Product: zinc finger protein hangover-like
Exons: 1
Coding region: 87-638 (183 amino acids)
Source: RefSeq, a predicted model, not a curated record
AUCACAAAAGAAAGUUUGCGUUAGAUGAACGCAUAGACCGCUUCAGGUCAGGUUAGAGAGAGAGAGAAGAGAGAGGAAGAACGAAAAUGGAAGAAGAUUGGUUUGAAGAGACGGUUAUUUUCUCCAUCGUGAAAGACAUAGUCCAUGACGAUGUUGAUGAUGAUGAUGGAUCUUCCUCUUGGGAAAUCAUCGGCCAAUCAUCAUCAGACGACGAUGAAUUUGAUUGUUACUCUCUCGACGACGAUGACGAUUUAUCACUCGCCUCUCAUUUCUCCAUCGGAUCUUCAUCUGGUAAGAAACCGAUCAUCGAUGCACCUCUUGAUACCUCUUGUGUAGAUAUUCCUUGUAUUUUGGUGAAAGAUUUGUCGUUCGGUUACGUGGAGGAGGUAAUCGACGAAGAGGAUGAUGUUGAAGAAGAAGGAGAUGAGGAUGGAUCUAUGGAUGAAUCUGAUGAAUAUGAUUUAGAUGAUGAAUUGGUACCUAUGUGUGUUAGCGAUCGAUUUGAGAAACAGAGGAUUAGGAAAAUAGGAAAGAGGGCUUAUCCAAGGAUGAACAAGUCGAAGAAGAUGCCUCAUUACUACAAUCGUCCUGGUUGCGUAUACGGUAAGCAUGGUUUGGGUUUGAAACACAGUAUCUAGAAAUAGAAAUGAUGGAUAGAUUUUAUGUAAAUAAGGCUAUAUACCGCCAGGAAUUAGGGCUCGCUCUCUGUAUAGUUUCUGUGGCGUCUAAUUUGAUGUUUUUUUUUCUUCUUCAAUUCUCUAGAAUUUCCUUCAUCAAUCGAUCGAUCAAUCAAUCAAUCUAGGUCAUAAUAGAUUUGAUUUGAUUUCAUUUCUUUGACAUUAUCUUGAUUUCAAGAUUGUUCUUUGGUCUGAAUCUGAUCUUCUCAUCUAUAUGCAUGAUGUAAUAGUGUAAUUUCAAUUCAAUUGGAUCUUUCUUAAUUUUCAUAUUAUCUUUUCAUUUGUUUAUAUGA